CCCAAUGAUACACGCGCCGUCGGAAAAGGGUGACCCAAAUGGCACGAGCUCUAGCUCCGCGUUCCAGACGGAACUCUAGUAGCAGCUAUCGUUCCGUCUGGAACGCUAGCCACACCGUACGUCCAAAUCGCCGCCUUCCCUAGGUUCACAGGGGCGAGAGAGGAGGGUGGGGGAGAAGGUUAGGCAUAUCCAUUUCAGUGCUCUGUCUGGACGUAACGCUAGCCACAGCGUUGGACGUAACGCUAGACACCUCUUUUUUUUACUUUUUUUUUGUAGGGCAUUUGACAAUAUUUACAGUAAGCUCUCCACGUCGUGCGUAUGGCCAUUUCCGGUCAACGUGCACGAGCUCGUGCCUAUAGCCUUUACUCUUCAUUGAAUAGGACUGAUUUGAGCCAGCACAUAUGAGAACUGAAAAGAAGCUAAGUGCCUCUGGAGCUGAUUUACUAACUAUAUAAAAAUAUUUUUGGGUUAGAUAUAUGUGAAGCUAGUCCAUGCGCAUACAUUUUACAGAUGCUGGAUUUGGUAUUUGAAGAAUACACUGACCUUGCUGCGGACGACGAAAUACAUGACAUGGCUAAAAUCACUCUCCUGCCCAUUGUAACUGUCCCAGAGGGUGGGCCAGGCUCAUCUUCCACUCAGGUUCCCAUCUCAGCACUUUUACUCCAAGGUCACUCAGCUACUAACUGACAAGUACCCUCAGCUCCAAGAUGUUAUAGGAACUGGAUCAGACUCGUGGAGAGUAGCACUGCGGUACAAGUUCAAAAAUGAAAGACGUCGCCUUUCAGACGACGUCCGGGUUGCUGAAAACCGUGCAAAAUUUGGAUCAAAAAGACCAAAUGAUGGAGGUGCAGCCACACAGCUGAAGCGGCAAAAAAAGAUUAAGCUGAACAUCACUGCUUCGGCUUUGGCUGGAGAGGACGAAGCCAGCCUGAUCGCCCAUGAGGAAUGGCUUAUACGAGAAGGACGAAAGGCAGCUCCUGAUGAAAAAGGAAUCCAUGAAAGGAUGACUCUCACUGCGAGGAAGAGGCUCUCUGACAUGGCACAAAUGGGCAUUGAUGCUGUUAGGACAAGGUACCCAUACCUGAUGGACUCUCAGCGAUUCGCUAAAGAUUUCGAGAGGCUCACGAAGAUGAACCUGGCCGACAAAGUCGCAAAAGGGAUUGACAAGAUCGUUCUGUUGGCCACAAAGAAGGCGAUCGACUGCCAGGAGCAUGUCCUACUUACACUGCAAGCAGCACCGCACAUGGAUCUGGGGAGGCUCAGGACACGGCACAUCCUGACUGUUGCAACUCUGCGCAUUUUGGCACUGAACGUCAAGGAGUCAACAUCACUGCCCCUAAUGUUCGUGCAAGAAGAUGAUGAAAACAUCCCACCGACACCGUGUGUCCUGUACAGCGGGCAAGACUUAGAGGAUGCAGACUUCUUUCACCUGGUUGUUGAUCGUGAGAGGUUGUUCUCCGUUCCAAAUGCCGAGGAGGGGCUGUGUAUGUUGUUGGCAGCCUAUUGGUUGUUCAGUAUACAAUAUGAACGGAAGGCCUUCAACAUGCUCGUCACUCUGGAGAGGCUUUUUCUCGGCAUGAGCCACACAACUCCAAGGGCAGUGGUAAUUAAAUUUUUAAACAAAGUUUGCAGGCACGUGCAUGGUUGAAGCAAUGAUUUGUGCUUCAACCACACGCGCAUUAACUGCUUCGUUACGGUUCAGUUUGAGCUUUUUCUUUUUUUUUUUUUUUUUUUACGGUGUUAGUUUGCAGGCUCUGUAAAAAUGGAUGUCCACCCACGGGACAGUGGGGCUUUACAGUUCAAGUAAGGAAAAUGAACACAUAUUUUAUUCAACAUUUUAUAAGUUAAUUUUUACAAAAUAGGUUUUGGGAAGAAUAGCAAAA
Ixodes scapularis (black-legged tick) is the source of this 1883-nucleotide messenger RNA. RefSeq lists its product as uncharacterized. Lineage: Eukaryota; Metazoa; Arthropoda; Arachnida; Ixodida; Ixodidae. The transcript is spliced from 7 exons. The coding region runs from base 1004 to 1648 and encodes 214 amino acids. The record is from RefSeq and is a predicted model, not a curated record.